AUGUGCAAAGAAGCGGAUGAUAAUAAUAAGAAUGAUGAACCAGUAGUUCCAAUUAUUCCUGAAGGUCUGCCAGAACCCAUCAAACAAGCAGAAAGACCAGAACAAGCCGUUAAAGUACCAAAACAUACAGUAACUGCUCCAGACUCUGAAAACCCAGGCAAAAUCACUCAAUUCCAAGAUCUCGCCCUUUCAGACAUUCAAGAAAAUACAAAAGCAAUGUAA
This is a messenger RNA of Trichomonas vaginalis G3, 222 nucleotides long. RefSeq lists its product as uncharacterized. Bases 1 to 222 code for a protein of 73 amino acids. The record is from RefSeq and is a predicted model, not a curated record. The transcript has a single exon. Lineage: Eukaryota; Parabasalia; Trichomonadida; Trichomonadidae.